GGAGGACUCCUCUUUCUCGGCUGCUUCCUUGCUGCUUCCCAGGGCGAAGGAGAGCCCGGAGCCUUCCGUGGCAUCUGUCGGCGCUGGAGACCUGGCCAUUAUGAGCAGCAAAAGUUCCAACAUUGAAACAAGGACUUCCAUCUCUCAUGCACACAGUACAGAUGCCUUCAGUGCCCAUGGCAGUGUCAAAGGAAGGACACUGUGGACGAUAACCGACAGUGCUUCUGUGUCUACAGCCAGAAGAAGAAACUCUGCUUAUAUUGAAAUGAUCAGGUCUGGAGAUACAGCUCAGCAGUCAUCUUCGGUGAUGCAGGCCAGAAGAGCUGAUACCUCACCAAGUUCCUUGGAUAUUGCUGGAUUUGAAACAGGGACUUUGAGGAUACAUUCUCCCAGGACACCCGUUUCUUCACUUUCAGAGGAUAAUCACCCAAUUACUGGGAGCAGCCACCAUAUAGAUAGAAGGUGGGAUGCAGACAGCACAACAUCCAGUUUGCAUAUCAUCAGCACGGACAGUUCAACAACGGCCAACAGAGGCACAGAAAGGACAUCACAGUUCCUUACAGACAGUGUCGCUCUGACUGAUUCAUCAAGAAAAGACCCAGUUUCUCAGAGGGAAGUCACCACCUUUCCUGAUCGAACCCAGUUCCCAUCUCAUGCAACACAUUCCAGAGGAAGAAGUAACACAUCAAAGGUCACACAAUUUCCUGAGUCUUCAGCAAGGAUUUGGCUUGCCCAGUCUUACUCGCCUCCAAAGACUACUGCAGAAGACAGUAGUCAGCCAAGGAGUAGCUCAAAUACAGAGAGAAGCGUUUCCAGUUCCCACACAGAUGAUGUGUCUGUUUCAGGUUUAAAUGACAGGGGUGGAGAGAGGACAUUACGUACUUUAAGAGAUGUCAGCAGUUCUCUUAAUGCAGUGCAUAUAUCCCCAACCACUAGCAAUGAAAUCGCCACCUCUUCAGGCCUCCUGGGUUCCUCACAUGUGCUAACUCCAGUACAGACCGGACAAAUGGAUUCAUCACCAGAGGACAAUGAUUUCACUGAAGCAGCACUUCCACAUUUCCAAGCUCCUUCAGAAACAACAGCUACAGAAAACAGUGGUCAGCCAAGGAGCAGCUCAAAUACAGAGAGAAGUAUUUCCAGUUCUCACACAGAUGGUGCGUCUGUUUCAGGUCUAACUGAUAGGGGCAGAGAGAGGACAUCGCGGACACUGAGAGACGUCAGCAGUUCUCUUAAUGCAACACAACUAUCCACAAUGGCUAGCAAUGAAAUCUCCACCUCUUCAGGCCUCACAAAUUCCUCUCACAUGUUAACUCCAGUACAGACUGGACAAAUGGAUUUGUCACCAGGGGACAAUGAUUUCACCGAAGUAACGCUUGCACAUUCCCAGGCUUCUUUGGGAAUGACAGCUACUGAAGAUCUUGAUCACCAGUCAGCAAGCAGCUCAGAUACAGAGAGGAGUAUUUCUAGUUCUCAUACUGACAGUGCAUCUGUUUCAGUUCUACCUGACAGAGGUGGAGAGAGGACAAUAAGCAACAACAGCAUUUCUCAGAACACAACACAAAAGUCCAUCGCCGGUAAUACUGAAAUCUCCAGCUCUUCGGACCUCCCUAAUUCUUCUUACAUGUUGACUCCGGAGCAUACCAGACAGACGAAUUUGUCAACAGAGGACACUGAUUUUAUUGAAGCAGCGGUUACACAUUCCCAGUCCCCUUCAGAAGCAACAGAUGUUAGGAGUAGCCAGCACACAUUCAACAACUUUGGUACAGAGGAAAGGGUCUCUCAGACUGAGAGUAUGUUCUCUACUGCCACAUUCAUCAAAACUGGAGAUGGGACAUUAGGAUCUCUAACUAUCAAGAGCAAAUCCACAGAUGCAACAGAGCUAUCAACUUUUGAUCUGGAAAAUGUCAGCUCUGUAGAUUUAACCCAGAACUUGUCAACCUCAGCCCAAAGUGGAAAGCACAGUUUCCCAUCUACCCAGAUGGAUUUCAGUGAGUCCUCAAAAGAGCAUUUAUUUACAUAUUCCUCCAAAACUUCUGCCUAUCCAUCUUCUGCAACAGAUCUUUCAAGUACUGGAAGCAGUCUUCAGCCAGUUAAAGUGUCUGAUGUGGAAAGAAGGCUUUCUGGGGCUUCUACAGACAGCAUAAACUUAUCAACUACAUUCAUGCAUGGUAGAGAGAGGACCUCACGGUCUUUACCAGAUAACAGCACAUCUCCUGAUGCAACAGACAGUACUGAAACUUCCGAGUCUUCAGAUCCGACCUUGAGCUUGAAUUCCGGAGGAGAAACACAUAAUGUCUCACAAAGUGAAGUGCAAUCCGCUGGAUCUUCUACUGAGCACCUGCUUCAGCAUUCCUCUGAAGUUCCAACGUCCCCAUCUUCACCAAAGGAUCCGUCAAUUCUUGGAAGUAGUCAUCAUUCAAUGAGUGACACAAGCAUUUCACACUCUUACACUGAAAGCACUUACCAUUCAGCAACUUUCAGCAAAGGAGACGCACAAACUCUACAAUCCAUAGUUAACAAUACGUUUGCUGAAGCGACUGAAAGAACUUUUUCAUAUAUAGAAGAGUCCAACAGCUCAGAACUAAAUCCUUCCUCGUCAGAAGCAUACUCUAGAAGGACAGACUUCUCAGUAAAAGGUUUUGAUACUUCUGGGUCUUCAACUGAGUCUUUCCAAAACUUCAGCUCAUCCAGGAUACCAACUUACUCUUCCUUCCAAAGUGAACCUUCAGACACUGGAACAGACUACCAGCCAAUGAGUAGCACUGACACUGGAAAAAUAAUCUCUGUUUCUCAUACGGACAGCACGUACAUUUCAACCACUUUCACAAGGGGCGGAGAAAGGACGUUACUGUCUAUUCCAAAAAGCAGCACAUCAGCUGACUCAUCAGAAAGUUCCACUUUUUAUGCAGAAAUUUCCAGCCCUUCAGAGUCAGCACGGUCCUCAUUUUCUGUGACCCAGAUCAGAGGAAGCAACGUGUCCUCCGGCAACAUGGGUUUCUCCACACCAUCAACAGAACCGUUGUCUGUACACGCCCUGAAAACACCGGCCUACUCUUCCACAGUCAGUGAGCUGCAUGCAACUCAGUUAUAUUCGAAAUCCGAACUGACACCUGCUGGCGGCUUAUCAUUCACACCUUCCUCUUCAGCGUCACUGAAACAGGAUUCACUUCUACCCACUCAGCUGCCAACUCUGUUUUCGACCUCAGAAUCCCCUCUUCCAUUGUCUUCCUCUGCUUUCCCAACCCUGCUUUCACCUUCCCCUCAAACACUUUUGCCAACUUUUUCACGCAGGCAGUCGCCAACAGCACUGCCCACGCUGCCCCCAUCCUCAUCUUUAUUGCCUCCUCUUUCCUCAACACCGUCGUUGCUGCAGCCUAGUGAGCCUUUGGAAGGCAGUGUUUCUAUGGCUGCAUCUGAAGGGACAACUGGAACAGACCCACCCACAGCUGGAAGCUCCAACAGGCCAUUCAGCAACCAGACUGGGACAUACCCACUGAAGGACAGCACUGAUCUGGGGACAACAGGAUCUUCUCUUAUUCUGACCCAAACUACUGAACAGCUCACAGACCACUUGUCACCUAUGACAGUAUCCCUAGAUGAAACCAAGGGCUCAGAGGGGCAAAAUGUUUCUUUCGCAGGGACCAGGGUUGGAAAAAUGCCUCCUGUUCCGACUACGUCUCCCACGUACAGGGCCCAGAGUACCACAGUUUCAGAGACAGCCAAAGCAACAACUGCUUCGUUGCCAUAUACAACCACUCUAGAGGGUGCCUUCAGUUUGGUGGGGGUAACCACAGGAAAGAACCUUGUAAAUAUAGCACACACAACGUUAGGAUUACCUACGUUGGCCUCAAGCGUGGAUUAUGUGGUCACUACAAAGCCUCAGAAAGUACGUCCUCCCCUUCCCACCAAGACGCCAUCUUAUGCCACUGGAACUCCCACAAAAGGGAUGGAAACGAGCACUACCACUGCUUUUAAAACCACUGAUUCCAGAGCCACUACUGCCCACCCUCCCAAAAUGUUUCCUUCCAGCAAAACCACUGCAGGGACCGUUUCUGCUUCACCCGUUCCCACCAAAGCCACUACAUUUGCACGGGUAGGAAGUCCAAGGACAUUUCCAGCUUCCCGUGGAAAAGCUAAUGCGUGCACCGCAGAGACUUGCCUUAAUAAUGGGAAAUGCAUUGUGGAUAACUUGAUGGACAAAUUCCAGUGCCAGUGUUCACCUGGUUGGCAGGGAGAGGAUUGCAGUACAGAUGUAGAUGAGUGUCUGUCUAAUCCAUGCCCGGCCUUGGCCACAUGUACUAACACACAAGGUUCGUUCCAUUGCACGUGUUCCCUGGGCUACCAGAUGGAGAAAGGAAAGUGCAAUUUAGUUCGAACCUUUGUUGGCCAGUUUAACACAACUGGAGGGCAGUACUCAGAGUUUCAAGUUGAAGAAGCUAUUAUGAACAUGCUGAACAAUUCUCUUUCAACAUUGCCAGGCUAUUACACAUCCACUGUUAAAGCAUCCAGGCAGUUGGGUAUCAUGCAAGUGUCUGUCCUGAGCACCUUUUCUUUGGUCUCCAACGUCACCCUUUUUGAGGUUGCUAGCACCGUGCGAAGCCACAUUCGAGCCUGCAAGGCUCCCACACAGACUUGCCAGUUCAUCUCUAAACUUACACUGCUCCACAGAGUUGGUGGUCUGUGUAAACACAAAGAUCCGGAAUGCGACAAAGAAACUUCUGUGUGUGUGGACUUGGACGGCAUUGCAGUUUGCAAGUGCCAGGCUGGAUACUUCAAAUACAACAAACUGGAUCAUUCCUGCAGAGCUUGUGAAGAUGGGUAUAAACUUGUGAAUGACACUUGUGUGAGUUGCCCAUUUGGAUUAGGAGGAUUCAGCUGUGGGAAUCCGUAUCAGCUCAUCACCAUUGUGAUCGCAGCAGCUGGAGGGGGACUUCUGCUCAUCAUGGCGAUAGCUCUCAUUGUCACGUGCUGCCAGAAGAAUAAAAAUGACAUAAGCAAACUCAUCUUCAAAAGUGGAGAUUUCCAGAUGUCACCAUAUGCUGAGUAUCCCAAAAACCCUCGAGCUCAAGACUGGGGGAGAGAAACCAUUGAAAUGCAAGAGAAUGGGAGCACUAAAAACCUACUACAGAUGACAGAUGUUUACUAUAUGACAACCAACCCAAGGAACCCUGAACUAGAAAGAAACGGGCUGUACCCACCUUACACAGGUCUUCCGGGAUCCCGACACUCCUGCAUCUACCCUGGCCAAUACAAUCCUUCCUUUGUUAGUGAUGACAGCAGAAGAAGAGAUUACUUUUAAUGGAAUUGCAGGAGAGACAUGGGAAAGUGAAUGGAACAUCGGCCAUUGCCUGCUAAUUGUUUUCUGGGUACACAUUAAUUAUACAGCUCAGAUGCUGGCAUAGUUUGUAUACAGAAAGGAAACUUUGAACCCUUGGAGGAUACUGAACAGGGUUGUCCGAAAGGAGCCAUUUGUAGCUGCUGUUGAACAGCAAUGGGAAGGCAGGUGUAAAGAGCAAGUCAGCACACAGGCCUGUCUAAGAGGCAAGGGAGAAGCUUAAAGGAGUUCCUGUGUGUACAUUCUGCAUCUUUUCCUUAUCACUAAUUGUGUCACAUAAUGUGAAUUUGAUAGUAGAUCACUAAAGCAAAGCUAACAAAUACUGUGGAUGACACUCUAAAUCUAACGCCAGUAAUGUGUGUUGUGUUUACAGUUAACAACUAGUGCUGUGUUUGCGUUUCCCACGUUUUAUGCAAAGCUGCGUUGAGUGGAUUUUAUGGAAAGAACCAUUUCUCUGUCACCAGGUAUCUAUUAAUGGGUACUGAUGAGAUAGCCACAGAAUGCUGGGGAUGCAUAUGGCAAUGUGGUCUAAGGAUGGGAGUUCUAUGUGUAAUGUGCAAAGUUCAGGGUCCUUUUUCUUUUCUUAGGAUAAUGCAUCUUCUUAUUUCCUGUCUUGUCAUUCAGUUGUGUAUUGACUCAGUUGCAAUGGUGCUUGCUCCUGCCCUCUGUUUGCCCCCAGUUUAUUAUUGACCAUUGUCUCAUGAAGAGUAAUCAUUGCCCCAUGCCCAUGCCUUCUCCAGCCAUGAAUUUUUUCUUCUCCGUGAACUCUUAGUGAAUUGAUUAUGUAUGCUGGUCUCAUACUAUAGAACCACACGUGUGUGUGUGUGUAACCAAAUGGUGGGUGAGGAUUGCCCCCAGUAAAAAUGGGGGGGGUGUUAAAUGAUAUUCAGGUUUACAGUAUCUGAAAUUUGAGCUCAGAAAAUAAAAUCCUGAAAUCAUCAGAUCAAGAAGAGGAAAAAGUGAUAGGAAUCUGAAACUCUGGCUGAGAAUACCUGAAGUGCCACAACAUGUGCCCCCAAAUUUGGUUGGGAUGCUUGUUGAAUUUCACAGGCAGCUGACUGUUCACUUUUAGUUUAGCUAGGCUAAUCACCGUGAUAUGAGACCAACAAACUGUGCUUGUUCAGUGCACUGCUGCUACCAGACUAAACCCCACAAGAGGUUGAGCUAAUAGAGCUGCUUUAAACGGCAUACAACCAGCUUACCAACUCAAAUUUUCCCUUUGGUUAACUCAUUGUCCUUUACUAGCACUUAAACCAGGAUUCCAAGUCACUUGUAAAUUGUGGUUGGCCCCAGAACCAUGUUCUUCCAUAUGGGAAAAGGAAGGGCAUACUAGAAUGCCCUUUUGUGGUGUCUUGAGUUGUAACCUAAGACAUCUUCUCAUUUAUUUAUUUUUUGUCAUUUUCAAAAUGUCCAUCCCUUUGCUGCUGAAGAAAAACGUGCUUUUGCCUUUCUUCCUCCCAUCCACAUAACCAGGGACCUGGUGUUCACCCACUGCAACACUAAAUAGCUCACCUCCCAUAGUUAUUUAUUUUAGGAUUUCCCAAUCCCUGGCAACACUUUUCCCCACCUGCAAGGCUAGCCCUGACCCAUUCCAUAUCGUGGAGAUAAGAUAUAGUAGAGAAGAUGGCUUAACUUUUAUCCAGGCAGCCGUGGAAGAAAGCAACCAGGAAGCAUUUUAAGUGGGAUUGGCAUCAUAUGUAGUUGAACCCGGACCCAAGUUCUCUUGUGUAUGGCUUUUCCUAAUGCAAAACAACUUUUGCUCUCUGAAUGUUCUAAAGAAGGUGUGGUUUUAUGAGAAAAGAGGACUUUGUACAGUGUGCAGGAAGCUGCAGGGUGGCUGAGUGGUGACGCUUGCAGCUUAAUCAUGAAGGAUUUGGAGGCAGUGAUUAAUAGUGAGAGACCUAGCCUGCAGAGCGGCAUGUGAUUGUUUCAGAUUGGGUGAGUGGGGGAAGAUUGGGUCAGGCCAGAGGUGUUUCUUGUCCUGCACUCCUGUAUCCCAUAGCAACCACUUCAGAAUUGUGAAAAAGGAUGCACUUCACCAGAAGGCACAAAAAAGAAGGAAAUAAUCCAAGGAUGUGGGAGAGAAAGGAGAGUGGGAGAAUGAGAGAGUGGGAGAGACAUACACUGUCUGUGUACCACUUCUGAAUACAUAGGCUAAUUGCCAUGGAUAAAACUACCCUCUGUGACCAUGUUAUCUUAUGAAUUAAGUUCAGCUGUAACUAUAGUCCAUGACAUUUUCGAGGCUCCAACCUCAGAUUUCAUUAGUCAUAGAAUAGGCUAAGAUACCAUUCUGUAUAACGGCUAAAUUCACAAGCUUAACUGCAGCAACCACUUCUGCAAGCAGAAAAGGACUGGGGAAAAUAUCCUGAGUAGUCUAGUUCCUCUUACUCUAGCUGUACCUAUUCUGCUUUUUGAAAUUAUUUGGGAACAAUAUUUCUAUUUUUUAAAAAAAAUCAGCUGUGUUCAGGUCACUUUACUGCUUUCUGUAUUGCAAAUUGCUUCAGGUUGUACUUUGUACUGUAAAAAGCUCCCCCCCCCCCGCAAAUGUAAAAUUAAUCAUCAGGUGUUUUCCACAGACUGAUCUUGCAUUGCCACACAAGGAAGCCGGAUGCGAAAUGGAGUUUGUUCACCUUGAUCUGGCAAGGAUGAUUCACGUGUGGGGUGAAAGAAAAGGCGGGGGAGCUAUACCCAGAUGGUCAGUGCAGUCCAGCUAUAACAGAGCUGAUACUGCCAGCCAUCUGGUUGGCGGGUGUGUACACAGAAAUCUAGAUGAAGCAGCACAUGUUCAGCCAUAUUCCCUUCAUGGGAGGAAUCUUUGGAUCAGGACCUUUGCUUUGGAUGGCAAGGGGAAUGACCCAUAACUAUGCCCACUUUUAUGGAAAGGUGUAGCUGACAAACAGUUGCCAAACACCCGUAAAAACUUUCAACGCUUUCUGUCAUAAUCUUACUAUUACAGGCCUCGUCCAAGCAUCCCUUUAAACCAUAGUUUAAACUAUGGUUUAAAGUGAGCACUUGUGGUGCUCCACCACUACUAUUUCCUUUCCCGCUUGGAGGAGGAAACACCAUGGAGGCCGGCUUCCCAUUAAGUGCCAACAAGCACUUGUGUAUUGUUUCUUUCCUACCUAACCAGCCACAAUGGUUAUCCAAAGUCUAUUUGUUAUUUAUUUUAUUUAUUUACCCUAUUUAUGGAUUGCCCUUCACCCAAAGGCCCCAGGGCAGGACUACACAGAACUGAAACUGAAAUUAGUAAUAAUAAAGCCAUACAAAUAAAUUCCAUACAAAUAAAACAGCAGCAUCAAUUAAAAUCCAAUCCCAAUGUACCUGACCCUUCCCUAAAAUCCUGAGAAAGCCCAACACUGAAAUGACAACAAUGUGGUGGUGAGGCAGGCUUCAGAGGGGAGAUUGCUCCAGAGGAACGGGGCUACCCCUGAGAAGGCCCAACUAUGGGUCCCCACCUUAAGGAAAAAGAUAUGGAAAGAGACAUUAUUUUAGAUACUUGGGACCCAGAUCGUUAAGGGCUUUAAUUACUAACACAGGCACCUUAACUAUGGCCUGGAAGAUUUGUAGUUGUUUCAAAAUUAGUGUCCUGUAUGAGCUUUUCCAGAUACCUAUUGGCAGUCUAGCUGCUGCAAUUUGCAUUAGUUGUUGUUUCUGGCCCAUUUUGAAGGACAGUCCCACAUAGUUCAACCAGUUAUGCACACCAGGGCAUACAUAACUGUGGCCAAGCUAUCUCUGUCCAGAAAUAAUUGUAAUUGGUGCACCAGCCAAAACUGGGCAUGGGCAUUCCUACCUCUGAGGUCACGUGGACCUCAAGGGAUAAAUCUUUGUUAUUAGCUUACCAUCACGAGGGCUGGGUUGCAUGUAGCAGGAAGCAAGCCUCUGGUUUGUUUUCCCUUUGAGUAGAAGACAAGGAGUGGCAGUGGAGCACCUAAUGACUUUUAACUUUAUUUUAACUAUGAUUUAAUGUGACUUGCAAACCAGCCCACAGACUAGCUGAAUAAUCAUUACCUCAGCCAAAGGAACUCUGGGAGUUGUAGUUCUGUGUACAGAACUGGGAAUUUCUUACGAGAGAGCGAAUUCUCAGUACUCUGAACAAAUUACAGUUCCUAAGAUGCUUAGGGUCAAACUUGCUGUGGAUUCAAAAGUGAAUAGUAAAGUGUCCUUGGUGGAAGCUCUGCAGAGUCCCACUGUGAUGCCACAUAGAAGAAGCAACAACAAGAGGAACAGUAUAAAGGGGAGUUCAAAACAUUUAUUUAUUUAGUAGAAAUGAACAAGCAUGUCAUAGUUACUAAUUGGAAAAUCAGUUAUGCUAAUAUUUUAUUAUAUUUGGUGACAGUGAGAUACUGAAAUCUGUGAUGGGUAGUACAAUGGGGGAAAGUCUGCAAUAUUUUGACACUACAGUAUUUUGCAAAAAUAAUCACGAUUAUGAGCCUACGCAGUUAUGUGACCGAAGUCCCAUUGGACCUAGUGGGAUAGAGGCUUAAGUUUGUAGUCAAAAAUGGUCAUGUGUUUGGGAUUCUUGUUCAGAUAUAACAGAGCAACCCUAACCAUAUCGGCUCAGAAGUAAGUCCUAUUGAAUUAAGUAGAGCUUACUGCCAGGUCGUGGGCUUAGGAUUGCAGCAUAACAGAGCAGUUCAACCUCCCUUUGUGCUGGGCUGGUGGCUGGACUGGGCGGAAGUGUCCUUCCUCUGGCCUCCUGCUGGUUGCCACCUUCAGAGCUCCUCUUCUGCCGGCCAGCAACAUCCUCACCACCAGCAGCCAGCACAAAGCCCCAAACUGGACUUUUGGGGGGAGGGCGGAGCUGAGCUAGCCUGAGAUGCUGCCCCAGCACCUGCCAUCCUCACCACUGUGUGCAGCAGGACUGCAGCUGAGGAGGUGGGCUCUGCUAUUCCAUAAAGCUCUGCCAGGAUGGAGGUGGGGGGGGGGAUGCAGAGAGUUGGAAUGUUCCCUAAAUUAUUAUUGAGACCUCGUGGUCAGUUGUUUCAUAGGAAGGCCUAUGGAAUGUUGCACAAACUUUAGAAAGCUUACAACAUUUAUUAGAGAGUUCUAUCUCUGCUAUAUCAUUCUGUCCAAUGUUGGGAGGAAAAUGCUCUUACAACAUCCAAUAUAUUAUAUUUCUUUACAGUGUUGUUGGUUGUUAAAUGAAAUCUGCUAAGGGUUUUGUUUUGUUUUGCUUUCUUCCAUUAAAACAGCAACAACUAAAUUUGGCAGGACUGCAAAAUAGGAAGUCACUCUCAUCUUUACCAGUCAAAAAUGUAUGUGAUGUCUACCAUGUCUUUCAGACAAGAUGGAUAAAGCCUUGUUUGUGUUUUUUCAUAAUGACUCUGAAUGUACCGUCAGUUUGACUUGCAAUUGUCUAUUGUACUUUGUUCUGGAUUUCAGCUUUGCAUAGCUGUGAACAUAACUUCUGAGAUGUUUUGUUUAUUUUAUGUUUCCAACACAGUGUUAUUUAAAGGAGUAUCCUAUUUGCAGCCUCCACUAAUUAUACAGUACUGUAGUUCCAAAGUAUAAAGUAUAAAGUUUGGAUUAUUUUUAUACCAGCAUCCAAAUAUUUGAUUUCUGGCGUUCUAGUCAGUGUAAUAAAAAUGAUACAAUAAAAGUAUUAAUUAUA
Molecule: messenger RNA, 10946 nt
Organism: Podarcis muralis (Common wall lizard)
Lineage: Eukaryota; Metazoa; Chordata; Lepidosauria; Squamata; Lacertidae
Source: RefSeq, a predicted model, not a curated record